Messenger RNA from Psylliodes chrysocephalus, 1593 nucleotides. NCBI's taxonomy places the organism in Eukaryota, Metazoa, Arthropoda, Insecta, Coleoptera, Chrysomelidae. The record is from the annotation of a GenBank genome assembly.
AUGGACGAACUAUUCCAUGACUCACAGGAUAGUCAGGAAAACCUAUCCUCACAAACAGUAAGGGAAAAUUCUGACAAUAAUAUGGACACAAACGACUCCAUAAACUCCCAGGAGAAAGAAGAAAAUGACCGUACAGUAAAGGACCUAUAUGGGGAUCUAGAACCACCCCCUGAAAAUAAAGACUCAUUUAAACAUGCCAAAAGUAUGGAAAACAUACAAAACACAAGCUCUGACCCAAAUCUCAGACAAUACAGAUCCGAAUAUGCCACAGAUGUUGAAAAACCACUAAAAUUAAAAAUAAAACGGGUUGAAAUGCCAGCAAACGUGGUAAAGAGAUUACUAAACUUUCAAACCUCGGAAAAUACAUCUGAAGAAGAACGAGGAGCCCAAUCCCUCCUACUACAACAAUCCCUUAAAGCAGCUGCAGAGGCUAAUAAUACACUUCCAACCCCUCCACCAGCUUCCCACCCUUCACAACCAAGCAACACAUCAAUAUCUCAAUCCUUUUUCUUUCUCCCUCCACCACUCAGCACACAACAAUCCACUCAAAACAGCUCCCCAUCAACAUCCCAAAUACAACUACCCCCAGCCAGCCAUCUUACCCCCAACAGUAGAGGCUUGCAGAGGUGGUCCAGUCAGAAAGACUCAGCUAUUAGGCAGGAAAUAUUAGGAAUAGUAAAUAAAGACAACGAAAACUUUGAAGCCCCAAAAAAGACCACAAAAUUGAAGCACCUAAUACUCCAAAAAACAAAGGCCACACUAAAAACCAAUAAUAAAUACUUACCCCUAUCAGAUGACUCAGACAGAGAGGAUGAAAGUGAAGAAGAAGACACACAGAGGCCUAGAAUUAAACGAAACAAACCAAAUACACCUCAAAAGGACAAAAAUAACACACAAGCACCCACCAAAACAAAAAAACCACAAAUGCCGCCAAUUGUAAUAGACGGAGUAACCCGUAAUCAUAAGCAGAUGGUAGCCAAUAUCAAAGAGACUAUAAAUGGACAAUUCACAGUCAAACAUACAAAUCAGUCCACAAUACUAUUUGUAGAAGAUGAACCAGACUACACAAGAGUGCUCACUAAUAUAAGAACCGAGAAGAUACCCCAUCACACAUAUACUCAGAAGCAAGACAAAUCGCAUGCUUUUGUCUUAAGAGGCAUGACGACAGGCACGGAAAUAGAAGACAUAAAAGAGGAUCUCCAAGAGAGCUACGACAUAAAAGCCAGAGAGAUUUUCUUAAUGACCACUAAAAACAGGCCACUCUACUUAGUUAUUACAGAUCCGGCCAUUACGUUGGAAUAUCUCAAUAAAAACGGUGACUUCAGCGUGAAGCACACUAACGCUAGUACAAUAAUAUUUGUGGAUGAUAAAGAUGACCACAGCAGGGUACUCAACAAUAUAAAGGCGGAGAAACUAUCAUACCAUACAUACACAUCAAGUGACGACAAGUCCCACGCUUUCGUCCUGCGUGGCCUUGCAGAAGGUACGAAAAUCGUUGACAUUGAGGAAAACCUUGAAGAUGAUCACGAUAUUAAAGUUAGAAACGUGUAUCAAAUGAAUACAAAAGAAAGACCCCUGUUCCUGGUAGUUUAG